AUCUGAGAUUCCUCCUAAGAACAUCUUUUGUGCUCGUCUUUAGGCUAAAUAGCCGAAGACCGGACUCUCCUAAAGGGACCGAACCACGUAGUAACCACACCAGCGAGCGUCCAACUGGUCAAAAUCACAGUAAUGGUGAAGUGACCACUGAUUCAGACCCCAGCCUGUACUGGUUCCACUCCUUAUCCAGCUCCGUCGUUCACACCUCCCCCAUCGUUACCUCCACACAGAACGCCACCACCACACUGGGCGGCACGGCGGUGUUACCUAGCAACAGCCAUUCCAUACGCCGCAAGGGUUCUGCGUGGGAGAAGGAGGUGGAUCCAUCCAUGGUUGAGGCCGUUGUGGAAAAGGGCUCCAAAAAGCUCAGAGCCAAACGGUUGAAAGAGAUGAAAGCAUCCCUCCUGCUGAGCGAGGAACAAGUUUUAGGAGAGACAGGCGACGAUUUAGAGGAGAUAUUCUCCCACAGUACACCCAAAACGGGGAAGAAACCCUCAAAAAGAAAAAACACAACCAUCAGUCCUGACAUCAGAGCCGAGAGCGAGGAUUUACGCAGCAAACUCACAAACUUCACAUUCAAGCCCAGAGAGAGAAUGAUUCAUGCCGAUCAGUCGGUUGCGAAAGCGAGUGCCAAAGUGGCGGUGCAUGAGGGAGCGAAACCUACCGCACCUCAGAUGCCAGAAACACAGGCCGAAAGUGGGAAUCGGUCAAGCUCACAUCGUCCGGCAGAGGGCAGCAGAGCUAAUGAAAAACCCCGGCUAGGAACUAACAAUAAAACCAAAGACUUUUCCUCUCCGGUCUUGAAUGAUGUGAGCACAGCUCAGAAAGGGAUGUCUGAGGACACUGAACAUCAACAACAGCUGCUGUCCAGACUCAACAGCCACUCUCCAGGUGAGAAUAAUGGCAACACUAAUAAACACCCACAAUCCCCACCAAGGACAGACCACCCAAAGGUGAAGGUGGCCAGUUCAACUCUGGCCAAACUUUCUAGAUUCUCUUUUACGGGCUCAUCUGAGGAAAACACUGGUGAUAAAACAGUCCCAGCUACAAAUGGCAGUACAAACAAAGUGCCAGCAAACCCGGUUUCUGAAGACCAGGAGAACACAAGCACACAGACCAGGAAAAAUAUAACCACAGAUGCGAAGGCCACCACAAUGCAGACGGGCAACAUGAGGACAGAGCCCUCCGACAGACAGGAAGAAGCCGGAGAGAACACUACAAAGAAGAGGAGAUGUUUUGAGUUGGGCUCCGGAGGCCCCGCAGGACUCCUCAAAGGUUUUUCACUGUUCAGCUCAUCUGUCAUAGACGAUGAAGAUCUAGAUGCUGACUGGAUCUGAUGCAACAGGAGACGUUUGUCAUGUGUAUUAGCAGUAUAUGUAUUUUUUGUGUUUAUUUGUUCAUUUAAAUGCAGUGUGAUGUGUUUUAAUGGCUAAACAGAUUCUGAUGUCACAGUAAAAAGAGUCUAUUUGCACUUUU
Sinocyclocheilus grahami is the source of this 1476-nucleotide messenger RNA. RefSeq names its product DNA helicase MCM9-like. The annotation marks the transcript as partial. The record is from RefSeq and is a predicted model, not a curated record. Lineage: Eukaryota; Metazoa; Chordata; Actinopteri; Cypriniformes; Cyprinidae. The transcript has a single exon.